Nomia melanderi (Alkali bee) is the source of this 4173-nucleotide messenger RNA. RefSeq lists its product as uncharacterized. The record is from RefSeq and is a predicted model, not a curated record. NCBI's taxonomy places the organism in Eukaryota, Metazoa, Arthropoda, Insecta, Hymenoptera, Halictidae. Gene Ontology annotation, molecular function: RNA binding.
UUUUAUUACAUUGUACAAUAAUUACACAAUAUGAUGGCAAGAAUGAAAUGCGAAAAACUGUUUUCAAACGAAACUGAAGAAAAACAUGAACAUUUAGAAUCGAGAGAAGUUUUUGAGAAUUCGAUAAAUAAAAACGAUAUAUCGAAGUAUUUUAUCGAUGCGACCCACGCAAAGCUUACUGUCUCGUAGCCAUCACAGACUGCGGACUUUCACUCAAGUAUCAAGGAUUGCAUGUAGAAUGUCGGAACACGAUGAUACUUUACUGGAUGAAGACCUUGGAGAUGACGAAUACGAUCUAGGCAAGGAUGAGGAAGAGGCCCUAUUGGCAGAUGAUUAUGAAUUGGAGAUGAAUAGCUAUAAGGGAGAAGAGGAGACAGAUGAUGUACUGGACUUAGGAGUUACCGACGCACUCGACGACUUAGAUGGUGAAGAUGAAAAUAUAGAAUUUAGUAGAAGCAAGACGAGUAGAAGUAAUGACAAUGACUUUUACGAAGAUGGAGAUCGACUAGAAGUUCAAUCGAAAUAUUACGAGCGAGAUGAAAUUAACGAGUACAAAAAUGAUCAACCGCGUCAACAAGAUGAACGUUCAGCAGGCGACAAUAUUAAUACUUCUACUAAUAUUGGCAAAGGAGAUUUGCGAGAAAAGUUACAGAAAAAUGCAAAAAUCUACGCAGCGACUGGACAAGGUUUCGAGGAUGAUGAAUGCGAAGAGGCCAAGGAAAGAAGGAAUAGAUUCCAAAACGAGAGAACCAUAGUUUCUCCAAAAAUGAAUAGCAACAUACCGGACACUUUGGAAAAUGUUGUAACAUCUGAACCAUCGAAGUUAGUGUGCAGAGGCCGUGGAAGAGGUCGAAGUACAAGAGGAAGCCGUGGAGGAAGAUUUAAUACGCAGAAUUCUGGGAAUUUUAAUCCAAGAUUUAACAACGUGCGCAAUAUGAAUUUCGAUAAUCAAGCACCAGUGUGCAGACCGCCGUUACUCGAAGCCAGACCACCUUUUCUUCUCGGAGUACCCAACAACGUACAAAAUCAGCAGAUAAUCUAUCAACAACCAAAUUCUCAAGUACAACCUUUCCAGCAUUAUUCACCAAAUGGUUCACUCCAAGGCCCUACACAUUUUGUAGAUAGUAGACCGCAGUUCAACCCUAAUCAAUUUCAAGGUCAAGUAGGCCCUCGAAUAAUCGGGCCAAGGUUAGAUUAUGGACCUCGAGGUAAUUUGCCAGGAUCGUUGCAAGGACCAGCUUACAACCACCCACCGAAUCAACCACCGUACGGGCAAAUCCAACCGGGCCCUUUCCAAAACUCCAGCGUCCUGAUACAAGACAAUCAAACUCGUCUGAUGCAAAAUAAUCAAGCUCCGCUGCUGCAAGGGAAUCCAGGAGGGCCGUUGCUUGGAAAUCUAAAUCCACUGGUAUCUGUCGCUUCGGUGCCGUUGUUGCAAGCAAAUCAGAAUCAGACGUUACCGCUGCAAGGGUUUCCACGACAACCUUCCCAGGGGCCACCCAUUAAUCAUCCUAACGUACAAAUAUCCAAUCCGGCACCUUUCGAGAACAGACCAAGUUUUCAAGAAACACAAUUUGAGAACCGACCUGUUUACGAUUCGAGGUCCGGCUAUUCCGAUCAAGUACCUACCAGCCAAUUUAAUACUAACACGUUACCGGUUCCGCAACAACCUGCUUCCAAUGUACCCAAUGUACCUUUACCUCCAGGCCACAAGAUUUUAAUCAAUCCUCACUUUCGAGGUGCCGUUCAAUCGACCAAUGAUGCAGCAAGACUGGUAUGGGAUUCUGCUCAACAACAGCAACAAACACCUUUGUCAUCACAAAUUCCUACUAGUCAGUUUUCACAACCCAUAUCGUCUUAUCAAAAUCAGAGUUCGUAUAAUCAGACUCAACAAGGGCCGCCGCAUUAUCAACAAAAUUAUCAACAAAAUAAGAGUGACGAUCCUUACGCGUACUUCUCAGACGUUUGGCAAGAAAACAAGCCCCAAAAGAGUAGUCAGAGUGGAACUCUCGGUAAACAGUAUUCCACUGAAAGUAAUUACACGCGAGAGAGUAAUUACGAGGCCAGUUCGAAAUAUAAAUCGGGUCAGUGGGAUCAGAAAGACAGUUACCAGGAGGAUCAUAGAGGAGCCCAUCAGAAUUAUCGCGAGAGAGACUUGCCGUCUAAAACUAGAAGCGAUUACGUUCAAAAGAAUAGGCCACCGCCCUCGAAUACAUACCGGGAGAGCUACGAGCAAAACCAUGCACAAAAAUCGCCUAGUAACAGACCUCCUAUGAAUACUUUAGUCAAAACUAGAUUACCCCAAAAAAGAAUUUCUGAUCCGGUAGAUCGAUCUUUACGCGAUCUAAGUCCAAAACGCACGAAAGCUAACAACAAUAGGAAUCUUCAUGAAGUGCGAACAGUGGAUACAUUGAAUACUACGAGUAACGAAAAGAAGGACGAAGAGAGUGAUCCAGAGAUGGAAGAGUAUAGAAAGAAAAUGGAGGAACAAAAGCGGCUUAGGGAAAAGAUUUUACGCGAGAAGGAGAAUAGGCGGAAAAUGGCUGCAAUGGAGAAACAAAAUGAAGAAGCUAAAAACGAAAGUAACACAUCAAGCGAAAGCGCACAGGAUGCAAAGUCGGUGUCAGUACUUAUGGGAGUGGUAAAAGAUGUUUCCACGAACAAAGGUCAUAUCGGUAUUGGCAGAGGACGAGGUCGUCCUAUCAAUACACAAGCUACAGAGGCGGCAGAGAAAUCGUGUGUGCGAAUUGUCAGAACGAUACAAACUGUACAACCCAGUGACUCGAUAGAUUCUACAAAGGAUAAUAACUCUGGACAUACAGUUGGCCAAACCAGUGAUACUACAAAAACUUUGAAUGCGCAGUCUGGAACGCGACGAGUCGUAAUACAAAAGUCGUUAUCGAAUACCCACAAGAUUGCAACCACUAUACAGAAGACUGUAUCGAAUCUACAGAAAGGUCAACUGGUAUUACAAAGUAAAGUAAAUAAUCCAGUACAGGGUACAACUCAAAAAAUUCUACAAACUCAGUCAGAUCUGUCGAAGAAAUUGACAAUCGUUGGACAGAAGAUUGGCAAUAAUCCACAGAGAAUCGUUAAACAAAAACCAUCUACAGGUCUACAGAAAACUAUCAUCAGCGUACAAGAAGUAACGAAUGUCAAUGCGCAAAAGGUUGUUGUCAAUACUCAAAGCAAUCAAAGAGUUGUACUUCAAAAGACACCAAUUCAACAAAAGAAAUUACCAGAAAUAAAGACGAAUACUGUGAAAGUAGAGAAUUUAGCAGCAAGUACAUCCGAGACACAAAUUAGGCGUAUGUGUCAAGGGAUUGGAACAAUUGAGAGCAUUCAAAUGGGUGAACGUAGCGCUACGAUUGUGUUUAAGACGCAGUCCGCUGCCAUGGUGUUUCAUAAAAAAUACCAACGCAAAAUGAUAGAUCUCUCACUGAUAACCGUUCGCCUUGUACCACAAACAAGCGGAACUAAAACCACGGCUAUUGUGAAAGUUUCUUAAAGGAUAUACUAGCUAAGCCAACCUUGUAUCUCAAAUACCAAAAAAUGCAUAGUAUAGUUACAUUUGUGUUUAAAAAUAAUAUUUCACGAUUUAAUUGAAGCAGCCUGCGUAUAAUUCAGUGUGCAUUUCAUAUUUUACAUACUUAUCUAGGAUAAGGUAUAUAUGCAUCAUACAUAAAUACACACACACGUACACACACCCCGCCUACUACCUACAUACCUACCUACCUACUUACCUACCUACCUAUCUAUCUAUCUACCUACCUGCCUACCUACCUACCUACAUACCUACCUACAUACGUACAUACGUACAUACGUACAUACAUACAUACAUACAUACAUACAUACAUACACACACGCACACAUACAUAAAAUCGAAAAAGCAACUAUAUAUAAUUAUGCAAAGAUUAGAAAAAAAACAACAUAUUUUUGGCUGCAGAUGAAUUGUAUAAUAUAUCUUCGUGAACGAAGGUAAAAUGUCCUAGCAACUUAAUUUGUACAUAUGUCAAAUGCAGUGUAUAUUUCAUAUGAAAAUACAUGUGGUAGAUCCAACGUGCUGUGCAUUUAAAAGCUACUGUUUACUAUAUAUCGUAUAAUAUAUACAGCUGGUGAAUUUAUAAUUUUGAACGCAAAAAAAGAGCAUACAUGUCAAUAAAUAAACUGCGA